Molecule: messenger RNA, 740 nt
Organism: Amoebophrya sp. A25
Lineage: Eukaryota; Dinophyceae; Syndiniales; Amoebophryaceae
Source: the annotation of a GenBank genome assembly
GGAACCCAUCACGCAAUCGUUUGAGCCGUGCGACUCGGCGAGACGCUUCGGGUCAUGGUUCACUGGAGCAUCACUACCCUCCGGUCGGACGUUCAGAACAAGACCUCAGGAGAGCUGCUGAUCUCAUUUUUGGUCCUGAAGACGAAGACGAGAAUGCUCAACCAGAUGAAUAGGAGGAUUUUCUGGAGUACAGCAGGAGCCUUUACUUCGACGCGGCUUAUGGUAUUUCACCAGCUAGGCGACGACGCAUUAGGGCAACUCGAUGCGUGAGAACAAUUUUUUUGGGAACAUUCACCAGUGUAACCUCGGCCUUCUGUGUUGUCAUGUGCGCCGUGUGUCCGGGCGACCCAAAUGCGGCGAAUUUGAUCGAAAUACGUGAAGACAGAAUUGCCAAGACGCUGCCGGAGGCACAGGGACAUCGGAAGCGAGAAGAAUUAACUACUUACACAAGAAAACGGCGUUCAAUUUCAUGGAAGUGCUGGAGGGGAAGCACGUAGUGAAGAAGGAAAACGACGACAUAUUUUCUGUUGGGGAAGCGAAGUGAUUGAGCUCUUUGCACCAACUUCGGAGGUGGGCGACGAAGCUCUUCCUCUUACUAGCCUCCGGUCCUUCGGUAAAGAAGAAGAAGAUGAAAUGUCGUGGAGUGUUCCACUUGGUUCGGAGGAUGAAUUGCAGGAAAAAGUGGAGCCCCGAAAUAGAAGAGCCUCCUGCACCAGGCGAAGGAAGGACAUAGAUGAGGC